AGGUUAUUCCGGAUGUUCCCCAGCAGCAGAGAAUGUGGACACCGACUCACGGAACGAGACUAGGGAGGGGUACUUCAAUUGAUCUCUCUUUUUACCUCUUAAUCCUUUAUUUUCAUCUAGUUUCAAUCCAACAUUUCAUAUUUUUCGAUACGCAACCGUUGUAAACUUGAUUACAUACUGACUGCUGCCUUCCCCCCUUGGGACUAAUAAGCAUUUGUGAAAAGAAGCCAGAAGAAAGGAGAAGAAACAAGAUGGAGCGAUAAAUAAUAGGAAUUAUCCAAAAAGAGUAAAGGAAGGCUUAUGAACCGACGAUGAGUCCUUGGGAGGAUCCGUGAAGCAUAUUUAUUUUUUUAUUUAUCCCCUAUCCUGCUUCCUUUUGUCUUUUUUGCCUUUUCCUACCUCCCUGCUACUUUAAGGACGUUGUUUUAACGGUUAGCGGGACAUCUUCCCAGAAGGAGCGUGAUGGCCCAAGCGGACAUCCUGACAAAGUUUAUCCAGGGCGUGAAAGCCAUGACGGAGGGGGACGACGAGAGGGGAGAGGACAACUUCGGCAGCGACUUUAUGCGUCUGCGGCGACUAUCCACAAAGUACCGCACGGAAAAGAUCUACCCGACUAAUGUAGGAGAAUGCGAGGAAAAUGUCAAGAAGAACCGGUAUAAGGACAUACUGCCCUUUGAUCACACUCGGGUGAAGCUGAUGUUAAAAACAACCAAUCACGAUACAGAUUACAUCAAUGCCAAUUUCAUCAAGGGUAUGGAUGGCCCAGAGGCCUACAUUGCAACUCAGGGCCCGCUGCCCAACACAGUGGUGGACUUCUGGAGGAUGAACUGGGAGUACAAUGUAGCUGUUAUUGUGAUGGCCUGUCGAGAGUUUGAAAUGGGAAGGAAAAAAUGUGAGCGUUAUUUCCCUCUGCUCGGGGAGCCCGUCAGUUUUGGGCCUUUCAAAAUCUCUUGUGAAUCAGAGCAGGCCAGGACUGACUACUUCAUCCGCACUCUGCUGGUGGAGUAUGAGAAUGAAACGCGUAGAUUAACGCAGUUCCAUUACAUUAACUGGCCCGAUCACGACGUCCCCUCAUCGUUUGACUCCAUCCUGGACAUGAUAAGCCUAAUGAGAGAGUACCAAGAGAACGACGACGUCCCUAUAUGUGUUCACUGCAGUGCGGGCUGUGGGAGGACGGGCGCCAUUUGUGCCAUUGACUACACGUGGAACCUCCUCAAGGCUGGGAAAAUUCCAGAAGAUUUCAACGUGUUCCGAUUGAUCCAAGAAAUGAGGACUCAGCGCCACUCGGCUGUUCAGACCAAGGAGCAGUAUGAGUUAGUCCACAGAGCAAUAGCGCAACUCUUUACCAAACAACUGCAGCUACUGGAGAGCUCCACCAACGUGCAGAUACAUGAUGUUAUGGAUGAAAGCAGUCCAGACAAAGCAGGCCACCAGUCAGAUGACGAGCGAUGGGACACGCCUCCCCCGAAACCACCUCGCAUACGCAGUACACAGGUGGAGGGCGAUGUCAAAGAGGAAAUCCUGCAGCCCCCUGAGCCUCAUCCAGUACCCCCCAUACUGACCCCGUCCCCACCAUCAGCCUUCCCCACGGUCACCAGCGUUCGCCAGGACAACGACCGCUACCACCCCAAACCUGUCAUACACGUCCUGGCUACUGCACAACAGAACGUGACACAGAAUAAAGGUGUACAGCAGGGGAAGAACCUAUCAGAAGCCACUCAAAACACUCAGACCAGCCAAUCACAACCAAAAGACCAAAAGCAGCAGACCCAGAUCUCCAAUUUAGAUCUAAAUGAAAACUACAACAACAAAGUUCCUACGACGACGACAAAGUCAGAAUCGGGCCAAAGCCUGACUUCCUGCUCCCCUCAGUCGCCAGCUGCCGAGUGCUGCGGCGCGCCACGCAUCGAGAAGAAGCUCAGCAUUGAGAUUAAGAAGGUGCCUUUGCAGGAAGGACUUCGUAGUUUUGACACUUCCUCUUCAGCGGGAGUAGGCGGCGUUUGCGGCUCGUCCAACAGUGGGGGGGCGCUGCAGAGAAGCCACGCUUUCAAGGCCCGCUCCGGACACUCCCUGCUCACCUCCAGCUCCUCUCUGUCCGAGGACUCGGGGACAGAGGUGGGAGUGGGCGGUUUGGAAGUAGGAGCACUCGCCAGACCCAACCACCUUCCAGUGAUGGGUGAAAAAGUGGAGCUAAAAGGGAGCCUGGCAACUUGGAGUCAACCCUGCAGUAGCCCGGAGAAAACUUUGCCAAAGACGUCCUCGUCCUCAUCCUUUUCUGAUCACGUGGCCCUGUCUUCCUCCUCCUCUUCUUCCUCCUCCACUCCAGUUCGGACUGCCCUGAGCUUCACCAACCCGCUGCACUCGGAUAACUCAGAUGAUGAACAGGGCGAUGGAGAGAUGUUCGCAGCGGGCAAAGAGAGCUGUCACAUCAGCGUCUCAACGGCGACGGUUAAGUCUCUUCACAUUGGGGACCACCAGCUGGUGCGAAAGGUUUCACCCAUGUCCAUCGCCGGGCAGAGCUCUUCGUCACCCACUUUGGCCAUUGCAAACUGCUGGGACAGUGACGACUCCCCUCCCCCCCUCCCAGAGAGGACCCCCGAGUCCUUCAUACUGGCCACAGGUGCGUUUGUGGCGGUGAGGCCUCCUGGAUGCAACGCAGGAGCUAAACUCAAGCAAAGUAGAUCAAAGUUCAGUGGGAUUGAGACCCUCUUGAAGUGCGGACAGCAACCUCAGCCGAGUGGACUGGUUCACUCAAAGCAGAUAAGUGUGAGUGUAUAAAGAAAAGAGCUGAGUCAGCAUCAGCUGAUAUCAAAGCAGACCUCGGUGGGGUGCGAUAACUGCUAUAUUUCACCUGAGGGCCCUCAAUUACCCCCCCUGGUGGACACCAACAAUAUCGUCCCCUUUGGAGACGGACCAAGAUCUCACUUGGCUGGUUCCAAACCAAGCUGACAAGGCACCAAGAGAGUCUUGUUCUGCUCCUCCACACACACAGCAAGAAGGACUGAAAGUAUUGUUGGUUAUCUGCCAUGUGGGACCAGUCUGCUUCUUGUUGACAGUAAAUAAAGACUUCCUUAUCUUUGACCAAAUGUAGACAUUGUAACUGGAAGAAAGAUGAGAUCGUCUUUCUUUCUGCUAUAUUUCUAAGGAACAUAGAAACGGAAAGACUAGAGUGUCUAUUGUGUUCGCUUCAGUACUUAAAUGCUGACCUCUGUUUUUUCCACCACCGUCUUAUAAAGUGACAGUUUGGUUUUUGGCAGCAGUCCUAAAGUUUCCAUCUUUUGUUCAUAAGUUCAGAAAACCACAAUGUUUAUGUUUUAUUUAUGUACUAAACUAUACGCAAGUUAUCAACAAGGAGCAAACAAGUCACCUCUCAGACUGAUCCUCACUGCUGCGACUGUAAUCUGGCCCUCGUCUUAUCUCGGUCAUUGUCAUUUUAAUGAGCAUUAUACACAUCCUUGUUUUGUUGUGUUUAUGUUGCACAUUAGAGUGAGACUUAAAUUCUUACUGGCUUUCCAUAUACUUGUAUCUUCUACUACAGUGCUACUGCAGUACCACAGUGCAUCCUUUUUAUAAUUGUACAGCUCAGUUCGCAUCUAUUUUCUUUUCUUUUAACAGAUGAUGUAUGAAAGAUGUUUCCCAUCAAAUUGUAAAUUAUUAUUUUAGGGUUAUUUUGAAUUAUAUGCUUAAAAAGGAAGAUUGUUUUAAUUUGUUGACUGCCAUUUGGGCUCUGUUCAAGACUGUAAUAUUAAUGUUAAUGAUAAUAGUAAUAUUUUUUCCUCUCUUGUAAAUGCUAUUUUAAAGCUUAUUUUUGUAUGCACAGUUUUGUUGCUUUAUGUCUAAUUAUUUCCAUCCAAUCACUACAUAGUUUCACUUCUUAAACAACUGCCUUCUAUUUAUCCUUUCUUGACCUGUUCUAUGGUUAUCCAUCAGACACAGUAUGCACACUCUCCAUCUCAGAACGAGCCCACCUGUGCCUUUUUAAGAGAACGCUUUCAUAAGCCCACACCCCUAUUCAUAAUUCCCCCUUUCAUUUGUGUUCUUGUCUCCCAUCAAACAUACACAUUGUGUGUAUGUUGCAGAAAUCAAUCAGUAAAAUGAACGUUAUCUGGACAA
Molecule: messenger RNA, 4113 nt
Organism: Nerophis ophidion (straightnose pipefish)
Lineage: Eukaryota; Metazoa; Chordata; Actinopteri; Syngnathiformes; Syngnathidae
Product: tyrosine-protein phosphatase non-receptor type 12-like
Exons: 18
Coding region: 463-2778 (771 amino acids)
Biological process (GO): peptidyl-tyrosine dephosphorylation
Cellular component (GO): cytoplasm; nucleus
Molecular function (GO): non-membrane spanning protein tyrosine phosphatase activity
Source: RefSeq, a predicted model, not a curated record